Molecule: messenger RNA, 1955 nt
Organism: Aricia agestis (brown argus)
Lineage: Eukaryota; Metazoa; Arthropoda; Insecta; Lepidoptera; Lycaenidae
Exons: 6
Coding region: 129-1766 (545 amino acids)
Biological process (GO): arachidonate secretion; phospholipid metabolic process
Source: RefSeq, a predicted model, not a curated record
UGCCGCGGACGCAAUACGGUUGCAGAAAACGCGCUAAUCGUGUGUUCCAUUUUCAAAACUGUUUGUUUUGUGCAUCGAAUUUUGUGUUGUGUUUUUUUUUAUUUAAAAAUUUAGAUGGAUUCACCAACAUGUAUCACAGAGUGAGACGAAAGAUGAGUUUAAGGAUACGAUAUGGUUUAAUAUUAUUAAGUUAUUUAUCUCUAGUCUUAAGUAAAUCUAUCGAUAUCAAACGGGGGUUUGGCACCGACCUCGACGACAUCGACAACGAUAUUGUCGAUUUCGACGAUGAAUAUUAUUUUAAAUAUAACAAGAAGCUAGGAAUGACUCCGUGGAGUGCCAAUGAUUACCAUAAGGACUCCUACAAAUACACGAUAGUGAACCACGAGGUAACAGAGUCGAUGAAAACGAAAAAUAAGACAGAAGAAGACAGAAGAAAAGAUCUAAAUAAGAACGAUACAAGUAUUAAUCUCCAAGCAAUUCUGCAGGAGAAGACGACAGAGCUCAGUGUCAUUCCCUUAGAGUUACUGAGUACGACAGAUAUACCUGUGGAGGUUGAAAGCACCACGGAAGAUUUGACUGUGAUACCCUUGAGCACCGAAAAGGUUCCCACCAAAAUAACUAUAAACCAAACGGUGACGGUGCCGGCGUCGACGGAGAUGUCCGAAGAUUUUAAUUUGACCACAGGGUUCUUUGAGUUGACUACUAAACCUUAUUUAAACGAAACCACCACUGACCCGGAGAAAAAUGUAACGGAAGAGGUCACAACAAAUCCAAUUCAUGAAACUGCUGAACUACCGAGCUCCAAGGAAGCUGCUCAUAAGCGUGAAUCUAAAAAUAUAAAGGAAAUCGAUGAUAGCGAAGAAAGUAUAGAUACAAACGAAGACGUACCGAUAUUCACAGAAUUAGAUACAGAAGACGUAGAAGAGGUUCCAGAAGAUUACUACGAUUCAAAAGAUGUAGUUCCGACCAGCGCACCAAAAACUGACGCGCUGUCAGUGCUAUUCGGUUUCGCUGGGAGUGUAGUCGGGAGUGUUAUGGAGACUGUGGCCGAGAGAGUCAUGCCUAAGGGACUUAUGGAUUUGUUCAAAAGGAUGCAAAAGCAGAAUGAAGCGUUAGAAGCUGAAAAGCUGAGAAGUCGAGAAGAAAAUGGCGGUAUUGGGCAGUUCACUCGAGGAGUCAUCAAGUCCAUUUCCUCCGGUCUCAGCAAGCCCCUCACCCAGCUGAUGGCUGGAGCUAGAGACAACGGCUCCCUGGACAGCGAUCACGGGUUCGUCAGCAGUUUGGCUUCCGGAGUCAGCAGCGUCGCCAACGUCGCUAACUCUAUGGUGGACUUGUUUAAGGACAGAGUCCAGGCAAUAUAUCCCGGUACGGUGUGGUGUGGAGACGGACGGUCAUCAUCAGCCCGCUCCGGGGAGCUGGGGCUGUUCUUCUUCACGGACACCUGCUGCCGGCAGCACGACGCCUGCAAGCUGUACAUCCUGGCCGGGGAGACCAAGUUCGGGCUCACCAACACGGGGCUAUUCACAAGGUCUCACUGCAGCUGCGACGCAAAGUUCCGGUCGUGCCUGCAGCGCACCAACUCGCUGGUGUCGUCGCAGAUCGGCCUCACGUACUUCAACGUGCUCGGCCCGCAGUGCUUCCGCCGCGCCCACCCCAUCGUGCGCUGCGUGAGGCGCACGAGGAUAACGGGACAGAGGUGCGAGGAGUACGAGCUGGACGUCACCAAGCCGAAGAUGUGGCAGUGGUUCGACAACGAGACCUUCUGAGCCAGGAGUCAGGACAGACUUGGCCCCUGGAACCGUACCAUAUGCAGUCAAAACAUACAAACAUUUGUGAAGAAAAAUUAAGUUUGUUGAUGAAUUGUAAAGUACAAAUUUUUAGUUUCUCGACGCAGAAAAAAACGAUAAUCUUGAUUUUUAUACAUGCACUUUGCAUCCGUUACAGUCAAACCUGGA